AUGUCCGCCGACGUCGCAGCAGCUGGACCAUCGGUUCCUGUCGGAGCAGGCGCGCUCCCGCCCCUCGCCGAGCUCGUGGAGCGCAGCACAAAGCGCACGCGUGCAGUGUACGGCCGCGAGAUUGGUGGUGUCGACGAUGGGCUGGAACGGGCGAGCAAGAUCAAGCUCACAACAAAGCUCGCGAUCGAGUACAAGGAUGUCCAAGUGCUUCCUCCCGUCCUGCAAGCGCAGGCUGGCCCAGCUGGACCCAAGCGGCCAGCAGCUGUUGCUGGUCCCAGUGCACCUGCUGGUGUUGGUGCUGGUCCCAAGCUCAUCACUGGUGGCGAGGCUCCCGCCUCGUCUUCGUCGUCUGCCUCUUCCUUUGCCACACCGGCACCGCGCGCGCUUGUCAAGUUCCGUCACCAGGAGGGUUUCGCCGCCGAGGGAGGCCACGCGUCGAGCCGGUUGUCACAGGCGCUCAUGCGCAAAAAGGAGGCGCGCGAAGUCAAGCCCGUGUACCACCCGCAGUGGAAGCUGUCGCGCGUCAUCUCGGGCCACAUGGGCUGGGUGCGCGCGCUCGCUGUCGACCCUGGAAACCAGUGGUUUGCAACGGGUGCGGGCGACCGUGUGAUCAAGAUCUGGGACUUGGCUUCGGGCGAGCUCAAGCUGUCGCUCACCGGACACAUUUCGACAAUCCGCUCAUUGGCAGUGUCGGACAGGCAUCCGUACCUGUUCUCUGCGGGCGAGGACAAGAUGGUCAAGUGCUGGGACCUCGAGACCAACAAGGUCAUUCGUCAUUACCACGGCCACUUUUCCGGUGUCUACAGUCUCGAUCUCCACCCUACCCUCGAUGUUCUCGUCACCGGCGGUCGUGACUCGGCUGUCCGCGUGUGGGACAUGCGCUCGCGAGCCAACAUCUUCACCCUCACGGGUCACCAGAGCACGGUCGCCGACGUCAAGUGCCAGGCGUCCGACCCGCAGAUCAUCUCGUCCAGCAUGGACAGCACAGUCAAGCUGUGGGACCUUGCUGCGGGCAAGUGCAUGACGACUCUGACGCACCACAAAAAGGCCGUCCGUGCCCUCGCCAUUCACCCGACCGAGUUUAGCUUUGCCUCUGGAAGCUCAGGAACCAACAACAUUAAGAAGUGGAAGUGCCCCGAGGGUAUCUUUGUCAACAACUUUACCGGCCACGAGGCCAUUAUCAACACGCUCUCUGUCAACGAGGAGGGCGUCAUGUUCUCCGGUGCUGAUAACGGCACACUGACCAUGUGGGAUUACGCGACGGGCCUGCCGUUCCAGCACAUGAAGGACAUUCCUCAGCCCGGAUCGCUCGAUGCCGAAGCAGGCGUGUUCUGUUCCGCAUUUGACCGCACGGGCACCAGGCUUAUUACUGGCGGUGCCGACAAGACGAUUAAAGUGUACUCUGAGAUGGCAUAG
This is a messenger RNA of Apiotrichum porosum, 1416 nucleotides long. It is a transcript of the gene PRP46, whose product is annotated as pre-mRNA-splicing factor prp46. Lineage: Eukaryota; Fungi; Basidiomycota; Tremellomycetes; Trichosporonales; Trichosporonaceae. The record is from RefSeq and is a predicted model, not a curated record. Gene Ontology annotation, cellular component: precatalytic spliceosome; Prp19 complex; catalytic step 2 spliceosome. The coding region runs from base 1 to 1416 and encodes 471 amino acids. Gene Ontology annotation, molecular function: protein binding. The transcript has 9 exons. Gene Ontology annotation, biological process: mRNA splicing, via spliceosome.